GUUCCAUUCCCCUUGACAGGAGAUUAUUAACUCAGUGGGAGAAACAAAAACUUGCUUGUUAGAGGGCACAAACAUGACAAGAGUUCUGCUUGAUAGCUCAGAUGCUGAGGUAACAUCAAAUGAAAGCACUAGAUGGAAACACAUGAACUGUAGCUUCAGGCUGAAGUAAUAUCAGGUGCAUCUCUACACCCUCAGGGCUUAACUCCUCCACUUUUAAGUCCCUCCCAUUGAAACAGCCUCCUUCAGUUUCACUUAUUCAAGCAGCAAACAGGUACUUCUCUCUCAACACUGACAGCAAGAGUCUAACAACCCUGAACAACUUGGACCUCAGUCCCCAAACUCACAGUUUCCAAUUGUGAGUACCAUUUUCUUCUGGCACUUUCCAGAACUGGCUUCAAAUCAGAUAUGUAGAGAAUCUCUUCUUUGAAUUAAAAGAAAGACUGGUAAACUUCAUAUAUCUAUUAUCUAAGUCAAACAAGACCACCUUUAACAAAUUAAAGUAAGGGAAAUCCCAAACCUAAUCAUCAAAGCAGGAAGAUGAGCCUCCUCAAAGAGCGCAAGCCAAAAAAACCUCAUUAUAUCCCAAGGCCUCCAGGAAAACCAUUUAAAUACAAGUGUUUUCAAUGCCCUUUCACCUGCAAUGAGAAAUCACAUCUUUUUAACCAUAUGAAAUAUGGACUCUGCAAAAACUCAAUUACCUUAGUGUCUGAGCAGGAUCGUGUUAUCAAAUGUUCAAAGUCAAAUUCCUUGGAGCCUAAGCAGAUCAAUCAGACAGAAUCUGUAGCCAAACCAACUUCCUCAAAAGCCCUCUCAAAUCUUGACUCUAAACCUCAAUAUGCUUUUGCCAAAGAUGACACCAAGGAAAACGUGGAAGUUCAAGCACCAAGUAAAUCAGUAAAUGGGCAAAAACCAUUAAUUCAGAAGGAAUUAACUCUUAUCAGUAAUGAAGAAGAAUGUUCAGCCAACAUGCAGCCUGGUCUUGAUGGCAUCGUAAGACCUUCUGCUUUCGUUCCAGUGAGAGAGCAUCGACACAGUAAAGACAGUAAUGAUAUAUCUCAGUUGACAUCUCUUUCCGAUUCAAGCAAAGGCUCUUCUUUUCACACCAAGUCAGCAUUUCAUGCUCCAACGAACCCAUGGAAAACAAGUCCCUCACUUAUGGCACCAGAUUUCUCUCAUAAAAUUCCAUCUGUGAAAGGCUUAACUUCCAUUCCAUCUUAUAUGCAGCCUAUGAUUCCUGAGUAUUCACCUUCAUUGUAUGAGCAUGGAUUGGCUAUCUAUGCACCUUACUUCCUUCCAGGAAACUCUCAUGAAUGUGAAAGUUCAGUGCUCUCUGUCUACAGCUCUCAAGAUCAAAGACAUUUUCUUCCCCACCCUGGAUCACUUCCUAAACCAAUAAAUCCAGCAACUUAUGACCAUUACCGUUUAUUCCAACAGUAUCAUCCUAACCCACCAGUACCAUAUGGAUUUUGUAGACCAACUGAAUCAGCAUUUUACAGGCUACCAAACAUUAACAGAGACCCAAGUUCUCAUUUAAUGGAGGAAACAGCUUUGUUGUAUCCAGCUUCUUCAAGUCCUGCCAGGUUACAUUCACUGAAUUAUAAAAAAACAGCUGAUUAUGAAAAAGAAAUCUCAAUGCUACAUUCCAAAAGCCAUUCCAAAGAGGACCCGAAUGAGAGAGAAAAUGCCAAAAUGAGCCCUCGUGCUGGAAGUGCAGCAACAGGGUCUCCAGGCAGACCCAGCCCAACAAACUUCACUCAGACAAGCCAGGGUUGUGAAGGCCUUUUUGACCUUUCUAGCAGGCCAUCUUCCAUUAAUAUUAACAAGUAUGAUCAGUCUGAAGAAAGUUUUACAGCAUUCAGACCUGUGAGGAAAAGUACAGACCAAUCUACUCUGCCUCUAUCACAGGAAGUCAGAGGAAACUCACCCAGAAGUAAUGAUGUCACUAGUGAAAGUGAAAACAUACAACACACAAGUGAUGGAAAUGAGGAGUCUCUAUCCAAUUCUGAUGACGACACAGGGAUAACACCACUUAACCUUUCUAAGAAACCAGAUGCAAACUUUAUUCAUGAACCUGUGUACAAAACCACUCUCCAAAUGGAAAAUCAGAACUUUAUGGAGUUGCAGGAAAUGCCUUUGAAUCUCUCAGUAAAAGACAACUGUAAUGUAAAAUUAUCCCUCCAGAGUUCAUCAUAUGAUGCUGAAGACAGUGAAUCUCUAAAAGCAGAAAAUAAAAGUUUGGGAACAGAAGUAUGCAACCCUAAGAAUCACAUGGACAGGGACUCCUUCGAUAAGUCUCUUACUGUGACACAGAAAAAUGAAGCUCAAGAACUCAGGACAAUUGACAAUUGUGAUGAGCAGAAACAAACAGCAGCUGUUGCUCUUUGUCAGUUAGCUGCGUAUAGUCCUAGUAAAGUCCAAAUGGAGAUUGCAGAGAAACAUAAUCAGGACAGCAAUUCUCAGUAUACAGAAUCUGCUCCUGAACCAUCAGAUACUCAAGACAAUCGCUGUAGUCAAAAAACAAAAGGACAGAAAAGGACCAAUCAAAGAGAAGUAACAAAACUGCAGCAAGGAACAAAAAGAGUACGAACAAAUGACUGCAGUAGAGUGUUUACUCUGAGAAAGAGAACCAGAGUAUCAUAAUAUUUCACUUUCUAAUGCACUACCAACUACAUGAAAGAACGGUUGUCUAUCUACCAGAAAGCAAAGCUUUUCAGUUCAUGUUUUCAUUUCCUGUUUUUCAAUCUGGCAGACUCAUUUGAUCCAUUUAGGUUGAACCAUGUAAAUACAAACUACCUUUAAUUUUAUAUUUAUGUUUCAAAGUAACCCAAAUAUCUCUUGACUAUACAUAGAUUUUUCUGAGUGAACAUUCAAAUCUAACGUGAAGCUAAUGAUAUGUUUUUGAGUGCACUAUGGUGGAAUAACUUCUAGAUCCACUUUUAUUAUGAAAGGUGUAAAAGCAUGAAUAUCUUAUUUAUGACACAGAAGUGUCAAAAGUGUUUGUGACUUAUUAUUUUUAUUUUAGUUUAGUUUAGCUUUUAUUUUCAUUGUUGAAUAUGCUUUUGUUGAUUCCUCUACAAUCCAAGUGUUAAAAUUUCCGCUCACUUUUUAAAGCUUAGUACUUGUGCAGUUCUGACUGAGAAUACAACUUUGAUAAUUGGGCUUGGGAGUACUCAUUAAUUCUUGCUAACAUAUAAACUUACAUUAGUUUUAUCCAAAGUCAAAUGGAACAAUGAAAACAUGUUAUAGCUUAAGGUACUCAAAAUCUAUACUGAUACCUUGAGAUUGGUUUAACAUUCCUAUCCUAAACAUUUGUGCUGCCAGUUCUUUCUGUAAUUCCACUCUAGUUUGUUGUUAAUGGAAUAUGUGAAGCUGUAUUGGUAUAGCACUGGUACACUAUAUCUUAAAAAUUAUUUAUUAGCUCAGCAAUACUUACAAUGGUAAGAUUCCAUUGAUAUUGCAAGCACUACAGAAUUAUUACUGAACUGUCAUCUAAGUAUAACCAAGCAGCUUUUGCACACCUUUAAUAGAAGCAUUGUUUAAGCCACACCUCAAACUAAACUAAUUCAAGUCUUGAGGUUGGGAGUUUCAAAGGAAUUCCAAGUGACAGAUGUAGAGAGAUGCUCCCACACAAAUGUUUUUGUGCUUGACAGACUGCAUCCUUCAACACCAAGCAUCCAGAGAACUUCAAAGUGAAGGGUUAUUUAUUUUAAUUCAUUUUAGAAAGAACACUGCUGGUGAAGGUGUUAUUUCUAUAUUUUGAAUCCAUUCUAAUUUGUAAGUUUUAAAACAAUGGCAUGGUAGGUAUGUGGGGGUGGGUGGGAAGAUGUUUUGUGAACUUGUUGAAAGCAAUUUUCUAUUAGUAUGCCAACCUUUCAUAAUUUUGCAGUAAAAUGCUAUGUAUUAUACUUGCAAAAAAUCAUUAUGGAACAAAUAAAAAUGUUUAUAUUG
Messenger RNA from Elgaria multicarinata webbii, 3948 nucleotides. RefSeq names its product zinc finger protein 750 (gene ZNF750). Gene Ontology annotation, biological process: epidermis development; positive regulation of transcription by RNA polymerase II. Gene Ontology annotation, molecular function: promoter-specific chromatin binding; RNA polymerase II cis-regulatory region sequence-specific DNA binding; DNA-binding transcription activator activity, RNA polymerase II-specific. The record is from RefSeq and is a predicted model, not a curated record. Lineage: Eukaryota; Metazoa; Chordata; Lepidosauria; Squamata; Anguidae. The transcript has 3 exons. Gene Ontology annotation, cellular component: nucleus. Bases 538 to 2640 code for a protein of 700 amino acids.